Molecule: messenger RNA, 1611 nt
Organism: Chlorella variabilis
Lineage: Eukaryota; Viridiplantae; Chlorophyta; Trebouxiophyceae; Chlorellales; Chlorellaceae
Exons: 12
Coding region: 1-1611 (536 amino acids)
Biological process (GO): transmembrane transport
Cellular component (GO): membrane
Molecular function (GO): transmembrane transporter activity
Source: RefSeq, a predicted model, not a curated record
AUGGCGCGGCCGGCCGUGGCUCCGCGGAUGAUAUCGGCGCGCCUGGGGUCCUUGGCUGGCUCCAGGUUCGCCAGGCAGCAGACUGUGCAGCGCGUGGGCCUGACCCCCCGCCCCGCCCUGCCAGCGCCGCCGCAACGUGGCAGCUGUGCGAAAGUGCAGGCCUCGGCCACCCCUGCUGCACCAGCAGACGGCAUCAAGUGGGGGGCGGACCUCAAGAAGCUGGGCAUCUGUGUGGCCAUCGGCGCGGCUCUGUGGGUGUCCCCCGCUCCCGCCGGCGUGUCCAGCCAGGCUUGGCACCUGUUGGCCGUCUUCCUCUCCACGAUUUGUGGCAUCAUCACCACCCCCAUGCCCCUGGGAGCAGUCGCAAUGAUGGGCCUGGCGGCAGCCCAGCUCACCGGAGUCCUCACCUUUGCGCAGGCCUUCUCGGCCUUUGCCAGUGAGAUCCCGUGGCUGAUCGCCAUCGCCUUCUGGCUCUCCGGAGGCUUCAUCCGCUCUGGGCUAGGCGCCCGCAUCGCAUACAGCAUUGUGUCGCUGUUCGGCAAGACCACGCUGGGCCUGACCUACUCGCUGGUGGCUGCCGAGGCGCUGCUGGCGCCCGCCAUCCCCUCGGUGGCUGCCCGCGCUGGUGGCCUCUUCCUGCCCCUCGCCAAGGCCCUCUGCCUGGCCUGCGGCUCCGACCCCGCGAAUGGCACCGAGCGCAAGAUGGGCUCCUUCCUCAUGAUGACCUGCUUCCUGUGCACCACCAUCUCCUCGGGCAUGUUCAUCACCGCCAUGGCCGCCAACCCGCUGGCCGUCAACUUGGCCGCCGAGACCCUGGGCUACACCAUCUCCUGGGGCACCUGGGCACUGGCCGGCCUGGUGCCCGGCGCUGUCUGCCUGCUGCUGACCCCCGCUCUGCUGUACGUGCUGUACCCACCUGAGGUGAAGGACACCCCUGAUGCGCCUGCCAAGGCCCGUGAGGAGCUGGCCAAGCUGGGCCCCAUGAGCACGGAUGAGAAGUUGACUGCCUUUGCGUUUGCCAUCACUGUUGGCCUCUGGAUCUUUGGCGGCUCCGUAGGCGUCAAUGCCGUGGCGGCGGCGCUCACUGGGCUGGGCAUCCUGCUUGUCACUGGUGUGGUCAGCUGGAAGCAGUGCCUCAGCGACAACCAGGCGUGGGACACGCUGACCUGGUUUGCUGCGCUCAUCGCCAUGGCCGCCUUCCUUAACAAGUUUGGCUUCAUCUCCUGGUUCUCGGACAAGGUUGUUGGCAUUGUGGGCGGCCUGGGCCUGAGCUGGCAGGCCACCUUUGGCAUCAUCCUCACCCUCUACUUCUACUCCCACUACUUCUUCGCAUCAGGCGCGGCCCACAUCGGCGCCAUGUACACUGCCUUCCUGUCUGUGGCCAUUGCCUGCGGCACGCCCGGCCUCAUGGCCGCACUGGCCCUGGGCCAGCUGUCCAACGUUAUGGGCUGCCUGACCACGUAUGGUAUUGGCUCCGCCCCGCCGUUCUAUGGGACUGGCUACGUGCCCCAGGCAAAGUGGUACCAGUGGGGAUUCCUGUUCAGCGUGCUGUAUCUUGCCGUGUGGGUGUUUGUGGGCGGGCCCUGGUACAAGGCGAUCGGUAUCUUUUAA